UCGAUUGCUAGUCCACCAUAGCCACGAGAAGAUAACGACGCCGAGGAAGAGAGGAAGAGAGGAAAAGAGACCGAUAGGGAGGGAGGAGAAGCGCAGUGGCGGUGGAAUCUUGCCGGAGCAAGAGCACAAGUGGUGUCAUGAGCCAUCCGAAUUUGAUUCGGAUUUGUGCAGCGACCAGGGGAAGUGACAUUUGCUCGGUGUCUUGGGCCAGGUGUUGGUGCAGUGGCGGCGGCCUUUCGCCCAGUUUUCGAGUAGCGGGUGAGCGUGUGGGAUGGCCGAGGCUCGUGGCUUGUGCCGGUGCAGAAGGUGCUGGUGACUCUACACCCGCAGCGAAGAAAGGCUUCGGGAGUCCCAGGAAGGUUGUGAAACAAGGUGUGAAGAAAAGUGGGUCCUCCAGAGGCAAUCCGCAGGAAAAAGGAGUCCUUUUGAACAAUGCGGAUAGAACCGCUGACAGAGAGGGUUCGAGUCAUUUGAGUAAAGUAAUUGAUGUGGUUGAUAAGAAGGCUUCUGGUCACCGAGUAAGCCGAUUGCACAUUGAUCCGAAUGAGGCUAAAAAGGGGAAGGUUGACUUUGUCCGGGUCCAGACUUGGGGUGAGGAUGAAGAGUCAGGCAAAUUGGAAAAUCUCAAAGUGAAGAGUUUCAGUCCAGCUGUGACUUCUUCGUCCAAAAAAUCGGGUCCAUUCUACGAGAAACUUGUGAACCGAUUACAACUUCUAGAGUCGAAGGGAGAAAUGUCUGUAGCACAAGCGAAGCCGUUACCAUCUUUUGAUCGGUGGGUCUUCGGAGAGGAGCGCUACAUGCAGUUUUUGAUGGAUCAGCGGGCAGUCUUUCAAGCUCUUAGGGAUGUUAUCGCUUCAAUACACAGUGAAAGAUGCGGCUCUGUGGCUGUUCUUGAAGAUGGUUUAGCUUUGGGUGGAGCAACCAAGGCCGUCAGUCUAUUUGCUGAAGACCUCGGCUUGGAUCGGUGCAAGGCACUUGAUUUGGAUAUUUCAUUUUUCACGGAAUUAUUAACGGCGAGAGGAGAACAAUUUGCGGAGUUCCCUACACCAACCACCCAGGCAGUCGGUUAUGCCAAGUACAUCCGUCAGCUGGGAGCUUCUAGUCUAGAAAAAAGCGACAAAGCGAAGGAUGCAUGUCUGAAGUUUCUAGCACAUGUGUUUUCAGUUUAUGUGUCGCAUCUGACAACAGGUAUGAGGAUCGGAGCAAAAGCCAUGGAUAACAUUGCGAUACUUAGGCAGGCAAAUGCAGUGAGCUUCUACCGGGACUAUCCAUUGGAAGGAAAAGACCCUCUGAAAUUGUUUAUACAAACAAUAAACUCUGCUGGCCUUUGCAUAUUGAGUGAGGAAGAUCACGAGCAGGUGAUGGAGGAGCUUCCGAAAGCAAUGCAAAGAACAAGUUUGUUGCUUUCUGUACUUGCAGUUGAAGAGAAGCUUUUAACGGCCAGAGACUAGGAAUGAAGUAUCUGUACAUUUGAACAUUUUAGGGCAUGAGGCUAUUAAAUAAGUCACCCAUGGUCCAUUCCUACUGCAAAGAGCCAACUUUUUACCUUACCCACGAGAAGAGAGGGUGAUUGCAAAUUGUACUAGUAUGUUCUUUUUUGGAAGAUUAUCAAUAUAUGCAGGCAUUCAUUCAUUUACAUGACAUAAAAACGGUAUAAAGUGAUAAUUCGUC
Molecule: messenger RNA, 1671 nt
Organism: Marchantia polymorpha subsp. ruderalis
Lineage: Eukaryota; Viridiplantae; Streptophyta; Marchantiopsida; Marchantiales; Marchantiaceae
Source: the annotation of a GenBank genome assembly